Molecule: messenger RNA, 4771 nt
Organism: Cylicocyclus nassatus
Lineage: Eukaryota; Metazoa; Nematoda; Chromadorea; Rhabditida; Strongylidae
Source: the annotation of a GenBank genome assembly
CAGGUAUAUCUGGAAGGGGUUGAGAAAGGAGCUAUGAAGAUGAAAAUACGUGUAAAAAUCAUGGACCAGACCGAUCAUCCGUUUGAAGUGGAUGACCAAACAUUGCUAUCGGAGUUUCGCCUUCAAGUGGCUGAGCGGCUAAGUAUACCACCGGAGCGGCAACGCAUGAUAUUUGCCGGUCAUGUGCUCAAGACCGAGACCAGCACACUAUCAGCUUGCGGUUUGAGAGAUGGUCACGUUGUUCACCUCGUGGAACGCCCGGCUGACAUGCCUUUCCCUCCCAACGAUGGUGACUCAAGCUCCGCUCAUGAUAACGCGCAACCACACCAUCAUCACCACCGACCCCUUCGAUUUCUUCAGAACAUGUUUGGUCAGCAAACGAAUGAGCGGGAACGUGUGACAUACGUGAUACCUUUUGAACGAAGUGGUAUUCUCGAAGAAAAUUCUCGAAUAGAGGGACUCGUUCGAACCGCCAUAGAGAGAAUACCUUAUUUGACAAGUGAACAGCGAAGCAGAUUCAACAUACAUUGGGAUUCUGAUAAUACAUUGCACAUAGCGCUUCCCGCUCAAAGAAAUCCUCAUAUUGCCUCCCCUGCGUUAGAACGAGUGGCACAGAUCGAGGCUUACCUUGAACAGAUUGCACACUUCCAUAGGGUCACUGAGACUCCAGCUGGUAUAGGCGACAGAAUAGACGAGUUUCUUGAGGGAACUCAUACUUACGAUCAGAACAACACCGCGGUCAUGAACGACGAGUUACGUAGCAUUGCAGUUGCUCUGGAACGCGAGGUACUCAGUCGAUCGCGAUUAAUUGAUGCCUUUGGCAGCGAAGAAGUGGGUGACGAGGAGACGGAUGAGCACGAAGCUCGUUUCCAGCGGUUCGAAGAGACAGAAAAUAGUCCCGGAUUUAUCAUGAGGCAUGCUAUCGCUCCGGACUUUGUGGAUUUAUUGCGACGACUGCAAAGCGAACAUGAAGCUUUGCGACCACAUCUUAUACGUCUUGAGAGAAUCUUAAGCUCACGAAUAUUGUACAAUAUAGACGACGCUGAGCAUUCUGAUACGGAUUAUCGCGCCAACUUUUUCACUGUAUACAUGGAACAUCUACAACGAGUCAUACAUCGUUUCUCUCAUGCUUGGCAUCUUGCCAGUGAUCUCGGCGUAUAUCUGCACACCCCAUUGCCGCGGAGACUUCUUCCAAACUACCAACAAUUCCGAUUAUUGCCGCCCACUGAUGGCCAGAUUAUACUGGAAUUCCAUCCUUCGCAAGCCGAUGGCUCUAGUCAGGCUACGACGAACGAGCCGUCGUCUAGAUUUCUGGAUAUGCCACCUCCGGGCGUUGACGUAGCAGAGUUGAGUGAUCAAGAAGUUCGGAUUAUGGCGCUGAAUCCUACUGUGCGAAGAAUGCAACAGAUGGGCAUCGCCGUUCCUGUUCCCAUACCAAAUGGAGGACAUGUGCAUCCUGCAGGUGUACCACCCGGGGCUCCUCGGAUGAUUGCCCAGCGUCGACCCGUUCCCCUACAAAGAUACGGUCCCAUGCAAGUUGCUUUUCGGCAGUCGCCUGCGCAUACCCCAUCUUCAUCCUCCGUCUCGCAUAACGAGAAUGUGAUGUCUGAAACUCAUCAACAGCUCCAUGGCGGACAAACAGCUUCACCUGGCCCGCAGGACUCCACAUCUUCAUCCAGUGUUCCGCUGGUAUCCACGUUAGAAAGGGAUCUUAUAGAUGCACUUGAGCAUGGUCUUCCCUCGGCUGAAUCAGGCAAUCCUUACGAACGUAUUAUGAGGAUCCUCCUGCAAAACGCUAAUAAUCCCACUUCUGAUGUCAUCAAUGUUUUGCAUAACGCUGCGAUACAGGAUGUCUUCAGUCGUGCGCUGGGAAGUUCUGAAAGCGGAGGUGCACCUUCCACACUUGAACAUCCCCAAGAAAAUCGUUCCAUCCAGCAAGCACAGCUAGUUCCUAGUCUAGGGAACAUCGCUAGGGGUGUUAUCUCCCAGUCAGGUGCCGAAGUGCCCUUCAUGUCGGAGGUUAUCUCGAACAUUAUGAGGAAUAAUGGUAUGACCGGUGGAAUACCACCACAAGUUGAUGUGUUUGUCGAAUACGGGGAAGCCCCCCAGAAUCCGGGGAUGCCUGCAAUGCCACCGCAAAUGAUGAGCAUGCCGAUGGGUACAGCACAUACGGAAGAUGGAAGACAGCCCACUGCCAUCGGCUACCACGUAGAAGUGCACCAAUUCGAUGUUUUCGCUAAUCCGCCGGAACAGGAGUCUUCUCAGAAUACCACUAGCAAUGCUCUACCACCAAGCACUGUCGCACAGUCUGCUUCCUCCAAUGGUCCUGUCCCAUCAAGCAUCGUAAGGCCUUCCGUGCCUAAUUCUUUUGGCCAUGGUAGGAUGCGCCAAGCAGGUUCUUCUGGACAUCUUCCUUUCAUGAUGGGAAAUAUGAAUUUUCCUACUGACUUGCACGUCACUGCACCUCGUCAGGAGAUAGUGAACGUGGACCCAUUCUUGUCAUGUAAUAGCCGCUUCACCGAUGUGCAACGUGUUCUACGAAGCAGCAACCCUGGAGCUACUAUGCACUUGUCGCCAUUUCGGCGUUUCAUGCGUAGUGUGGAUCUGCCACCGAACAACACGAAUCGACGAAUUACCCCUAUCGAUGGCUAUGAACGGGUCAUGUUAGAGCUCAACGCAUCUGGUGAUGUGCUGAUGGUCAAUGAGAACAAUUUUGAAAGUUUUCUUCAGUUGACCAUCCGCUCGGCGCUGAGUCAGAUGGCUCACGCCGAUCAGGACAGGAAUUCUCAAAACGCUCGCGGAAUUUCUCCGCAUGCGUUUUCCAUCGGACAAUCAAUGCAGCUUCCUGGAGGUGGGGAACUUAUUCAAGUUUCUACUCCUCUGCUUGUCCAAGCAGAAAUUCAAGAGCACCAUCCUGAAGUGCAACAAGAGAACGCUGGGCCCAACGUUACAACCGAAACCAGUAUCGAAAAUGGUUCCGCAGAUGUCCAGAGGGAGCGCGGGGAGCAUCAUCACGAAUUUACAACCCACGAUAGAGAUGAAACGAAUAUCGUGAACGAAGUCGCAAGUGGAAUGACAGCCGGUUUGGAAACAAGGGUAUCUACUAUUAUGGAAGUGUCUCGUGCUCCUGCAGCAAUGCUCAGGCCUGGAAAUGGCGCAGGACUUCUAGCUCACCUUGAAGCCUUACUUUUGAACUUCGUAACAUUGGGGGAUCUUGCGGGUAUUGUCAAUGGACAUAUGUCUCCUUUGGAACGCCAUCGGCCUCAUUUUCGAGCACAUAUCAUAGAGAAUCAGUUGAAUGGGAACUCUAUACCCUCAGCCGAAGAUUUACUUUCCGCGUCGGAGCGCUUGGCCGUUCUCACAGCCUCAGUUUCCUCUAUUAUAUGCGCUGCUGGAGGGAUGCUAGAACGUGAUUGGAAUGGAAGACAGCUGGAUAUUCCGGAAACCGUACGAAAUGUGGAAAUUGCCACUAUCCAGCUUCUGUUACGGGCCAUUUUGGAUCGGAACAUUUCCGAUACUGUGUUCGUUCAUCGAAUACAGAACUGCUUGAGAGACUAUAUACGAUAUAUGGUUGCAUUGGGCAAUUAUUCAUUUGAGCAAGCAGAUGAAUCAGCUUACGUUCGAUUGUUGUAUGAGUUGUUGAUGAGAGGUGACAGAAAUGCGGGUAAUCCGGAUGCUAAUCUUUCACGGCUUUUGCGUCUUAGAAGCUGCGUACUUCCACGUAUUGCUGCUUUUUUAAGAGAUCAAGGACGAUUUCCAAAUCUCGACGAGCUUCCCUCUCGUCUCCUGGCUUGGUCAAAUCAUGGUGACCAUGUGAUGCCCGUUGAUGCGAGCAGCGGCGAACAUCUGUCUCGAGAUGAUGAUGUUGAUGAGCCGAUAGCGUCAACUUCUCGUGGUUUCUCCCAGAUGUCCACUAAUGCGCAACUUCCUUCUUCAGGAAGAGAUCCAUUGAGUGGCACCCGACUUCAAGAUUACGAUGGAAACUGGAGACGAUCUUUUCCUGAAUGGCUGGAGUUGAUAGAAAGAGAUGGUCUUUCUGCUCAAAUCAGUCCACGGCAACGAAGGAGCCGCAGCGAUUUGUAUCAGUCAAUGCUUCCACAGAACAUGAGAAGGCAAGUUGUACCCGAUAAUUACUCGGAAGAGGAUGUUCUUUUAUCAGUUCUACACGAAUCACUUAGCAAUGCUUUCCGAGGAAGUACACCGCCUGUCUCAGAGGAUCAUACCAAUUCUCCAGCAGUUCUGGGAGCAGUGAAUGAUUUGCUUACUGGUGCAAUACGACGUCGUCUUCAAAAUGACCCAGACUACGACCCAGCCAGACACCCAGAAAUUGCUCGAGAGUUCGGAAGAGAACCAUAAGCCAUAACCCUGGUGAUAGAAUCCAUGCUCACUGUAAUGUGAUCGUUCACUUGGCUUCGAAAUUUUUCGUUGUGCUUUAUUAAAAUUCCUGUAUUUCUCUAAUUAGUUGCUAUUCGUCGUUGCCUUUUUCCAGGGUGAUAUGUAAUGUUUUAUUGGGCUCUACGUGUACAAAUGUGCACUUGGCGGCUGCUUUUCUGAGCGAUAGAUCUUUGACGACCAUAGAAUGCUCAUGUGAUUCUAUUACUAGUUGUUCAGCGAGUGAUUUAUUGCACGUUUUCAUGUUUCGGUAACCAAAGAUAAUCUUACAGCCUUUGGUAUUUGUUAUAUUGCCCCGUCUCUUAAAAAAUUGUAAAAAUACAAAUGCUUUAUUCGCCGUGUGCUUGUGUUUCAGUGUUAAUGAGCACAAUGUUAUCAA